Anas platyrhynchos (mallard) is the source of this 2046-nucleotide messenger RNA. The record is from RefSeq and is a predicted model, not a curated record. NCBI's taxonomy places the organism in Eukaryota, Metazoa, Chordata, Aves, Anseriformes, Anatidae.
AUGGCAUCCCCGUGGCCGUCGGCGCUGCCCGAGGUGGGCGCAGACACGGACACGGCGCAGGAGGCCGGGUACUACCUGCAGCAGCUGUUCCGGCUCUACGGCACCAACGGCACCCUGCCCUCCAGCGGGUUGGCGCGGCUGCUGGGCAGCCUGGGGCUGGGCCGCGUGCAGGUGGUGCAGAUCCAGCACGAGGAGCUGGGCCACGGCCACGUCAGCCACCUCGACCUGCUGGAGGUGCAGGAGGAGAAGCAUCGGCACCGCCACCCCGCCUGGGAGCACGCCCCGAGCCCCCCGCACGGAGCCGCCGCCUGCCGCCGAGCCCCCCCCAGCCCCGGGGGUGUCCCUGGGGGCGGCGGGGGCCCCGGCCCACCCCGGUGGGAGCAGCCCGGCCUCAGCCUGCUGGGGAGGGUGCUGGGCUUGGACCACUCCGGCUACGACCACCCGCACGAUGACUGCCUCAACGUGACCCAGCUGCUGGUGAAUUUUGGGCUGGCCUCGGUGUCGCAGCUGACGCCCGAGCAGUUCACGCUGCUCUGCCCGGCCCUGCUCUACCAGAUCGACAGCCGCGUCUGCAUCCAGCACCGCGACGAGGUGACGCUGCCUCCCCCGGGGGGGGGCCUGUGGCCAGCGCUGGGCUGGGGGCUGCUGGCCGUCACCUUCGUCAGCCUGCCGUCCGCCCUGGCCGUCGGCUUCGUCCCGCUGCUGAGCCGCGGCUUCUUCCGCUCGCUGCUGGCCUUCCUGGUGGCGCUGGCCGUGGGCACACUCUGCGGGGACGCCCUGCUCCACCUCUGGCCCCACGCCCAGGGGCGGCACCAGGAGACGCCAGGGGAGCCGUGGGCCGCGGCGGUGCUGCAGGGGCUGGCGGUGCUGGGGGGCAUCUACCUGCUCUUCGUGGUGGAGCUCCUCCUGGGGAUGCUGCGGCGCGGCCGCGAGGCCACGCGACGCCCCCCCGGAGAGACCCCCGACGCGGCCACUGGGGUCCUGGCCCCGUCUCGCGGCGCUGCGAUGCCUCACGGCCCCGACCCCGAGCUGGAGCCCAAACCCCACGGCCCCCCCCACGGACACUCCCACGGACACUCCCACGGCCCCGCGCUGCCCCCCAGCCCCAGGGCCACUGACCUGGUGUGGAUGGUGGUGCUGGGGGACGGCAUCCACAACCUGACGGAUGGGCUGGCCAUCGGUGCUUCCUUCUCCCACAGCCUCUCCAGCGGCCUCAGCACGGCGCUGGCCGUGCUCUGCCACGAGCUGCCCCACGAGCUGGGUGACCUGGCGGUGCUGCUGCGGGCGGGGAUGGCACCGCGCACCCUCCUGCUCCUCAACCUGCUCUCGGCUCUGCUCUCCUGCCUGGGGGCGGCGGCGGGGGCGGCCGUGGGGCAGAGCGCGGCGCACCUCACCCCAUGGAUCCUCACCGGCACCGCCGGCACCUUCCUCUACGUGGCCCUGGCCGACAUGCUCCCCGAGGUGCUGCGGGGUCCUGGCGAGGGCACCUGGGGCCACUUCGUCCUGCAGAACGCGGGGUUCCUGCUGGGCAGCGGCAUCAUGCUGGGCAUCGCCCUGGCCGAGGGCCACGUCAGUGCCUGGUUACAGCCCUGACCGGGGGGGGGGGUUUGGCCCCGCUCGCCCCCACCCCGCCAACUGGAGAAGCGCGGCCAAGCUGGUGGGACCCUGAAACGCACCCCCGGGACUGGACUUUCUCCCCUCCACAUGAGACCGACGGUGGCGUCCCCCAGCCUGGAAGUUUGCAAAGCCGAAACGCCUGGAAGCUGACCUGGGGGGGUCUCCAGGCACGGUGCUGCCGGCCCCCAGCCCCUCGGACCCACCGGGAGGAGAUGGGGGGGCUCAGCCCUGCCCCACAGCCCCUCCUGGGGACUGGGGUGCCCAGUGCGGGGCAGCCCCGAAGUGCUUGGCCCCCGGCUGUGGGGCCGAGGCCGAGCGCGUUCCCCCACCCCGAGCUCCCUGGCCCAGCCCGUACCGGAGGAAGGAAGACAGGAGCGGGGGAAUAGAAGCAAUAGCAUUUUAAUAAACAUAAUUGAUUCAAAGCCACAA